Molecule: messenger RNA, 803 nt
Organism: Nasonia vitripennis (jewel wasp)
Lineage: Eukaryota; Metazoa; Arthropoda; Insecta; Hymenoptera; Pteromalidae
Product: speckle-type POZ protein-like
Exons: 2
Coding region: 80-631 (183 amino acids)
Molecular function (GO): protein binding
Source: RefSeq, a predicted model, not a curated record
GCGAUACCCGUAGUUUCUAACGAGUCUCUCUACAAUAUUAGUUUGAUUCGUUACAAGAUAUUCACCGCGAAUUUUCAAAAUGAGGCUCAUUCGCGGCACAGUCCACCACGUCCUCCCUUACAAUUACUACGAGUGGACAAUCGAAAAUUUCACUUCCCAAGUAGAAAAAUACGAGAUCCAGUCUCCGAGCUUCCUGACGAGAUUUCCGCUAGUUCGUGUGUGGUGGAUGUGUCUGAAUCCUAGAGGCGAUAGCGAGGAAAAUACAAACUACCUGUCGCUUUUCCUGUACUGCCGCUGCAGUACGCUGAUGGGAAUCCCAGUGUCAGCUCGUUUCAGUACUCUGAGCAACGAAAACGAAGAAACGAGGAACUCCGUAAUCGUGGUGCGCGAGCCCAGCUAUAACCAGAAGUUUGGCAUUUCUCGGUUCAGCGAAACCAGCAGGAUAAUGGAUGAAGUACUGGCCAACAACGACAAGCUGGUCAUCAUCUGCGACAUCUUGUACGUAAAUAAGUGGGGAAGAAGCACAGGAAUGCACGACGACUUUGUGGAAUCGGAAUCAGAUACGGAUCUUGAAUCGGAUUUUGAAACCUGGAGCUGGACAGAAGAAUACUCGCCAAGUGCACUUUGGUGAUCGAGAUCAUCUCGUCGAGUGGAAGGGGCAUCACCGAGAAGUCCGCGAGUUUAUAAGCUCUUACCAGUCGACGUCCUGUACAAGAUCGGUGAUGUGCUGUGAUGGCUAUAAGUGACGGUGAUUGAGAUUCUCCAUACUUUUCUAACGUAAUAAAAGAAACAUAACAACGCAA